Yarrowia lipolytica CLIB122 is the source of this 798-nucleotide messenger RNA. RefSeq lists its product as uncharacterized. Gene Ontology annotation, cellular component: tRNA-intron endonuclease complex. The record is from RefSeq and is a predicted model, not a curated record. Gene Ontology annotation, biological process: tRNA-type intron splice site recognition and cleavage; tRNA splicing, via endonucleolytic cleavage and ligation. Gene Ontology annotation, molecular function: nucleic acid binding; tRNA-intron lyase activity. NCBI's taxonomy places the organism in Eukaryota, Fungi, Ascomycota, Dipodascomycetes, Dipodascales.
AUGAUCCAGAUCAAACGCAUCAACGACAAGUAUCUGGUGUUUAAGGUAGAGGACAUCCGGUUUCUCCGGCAAGAGCAUCUCAUUGGAGGCACGUUAAUCGGUACGCUACCUCAAAUCCCCCAACAGAAUGUCUUCUGUGGCCUGCCACUGCAACUGUUCAAGGAAGAGGUGAUAUUUCUGAUGAAGAAUGGAAUUGCAGAGGUUGUGGACGAUAGUGCAAGUCAUGUGACAGCCCUUACUUCCCAAACGCCUGAAGAUAUCGAAAACUACGAAAAACAACGCCAUACAGCCCAGCAACUGCAGAUCAAGGAGUAUACAGAGGGUAUGCUUGAGCGACGUCGGCAGGCUCUUGAGAAGAAGGGAAUGAGCGGGAAGAUUGACAAGGAGGUUGUGGUUGCUACUGAUAACGCCAUAUCAUACGUCACUGAUGCUACCACUACAAAUGAGACGCUGGAGGGAUACAACAUGUUCAGCAAGGAGAAUGUGCUGAGCGACCUGCUAGAGCACGUGACUUCGGCUCAGUAUUAUAUCUUCAACUUUUUGCAUUCCCGAGGGUAUUUCUUGUCACCUGGCCUGCGGUUUGGAGGCAAUUUUUUGGCAUACCCCGGAGACUCCGUCAGAUACCACUCCCAUUACAUUGCUAUUGGCAAGGAGUAUGAGGAGAAAUUCCCCAUCAAAAGUGUUAUUGUUGGAGGAGGGCGUCUUGGAACUAAUGUAAAGAAGUGUCUUGUUCUUGGGGGAGAGAAUGACGAGGGUGGGGACAGUGUGUAUUGCAUUGAGUGGAGUGGUUUUGGUUAG